Lymnaea stagnalis (great pond snail) is the source of this 12650-nucleotide messenger RNA. The record is from the annotation of a GenBank genome assembly. NCBI's taxonomy places the organism in Eukaryota, Metazoa, Mollusca, Gastropoda, Lymnaeidae.
GAAAACAUUCUGUAAUGUGAGGACAAAAUGGCCGCGUCCUUUCCUUUUCUUUCAAUGUUCAAAACACGAUAAAUGAGUGAUUGCUAAUCAUCGAAAUUGCAUGUUUGUUGCAAUCGAUUUUGAAGCCUUCAGUUGUAUAGAGUAAUCAUUACUCAGACCUAAUUUUAAAAUGAAUGUAAUAUUUUCCAAAAUUGCAUCUGUUGGUGCAACACAGGUGAGAUUGACUUGCUGGCUUGAAUGAAAUGAAUGAGAGUGCUAUACUAUUACUAUUACUACUAUUGUCUAUUGUCAGUUGUCAGUAUGCUCUUAAGUUCACUAAGUUAACUUAGUCUUAGUAAUAGAGAGUAGAUGAAAUGUAAUAAGUGAAUACUACUGUUGGUAAAUUCACAGAAGAGAUGCCAAGGUUUUUUUUUCCAAUGGCCCCUAUGCCUAUCCCAGUCCUGUGCCAUAUAAUAUACUAGUCACAAGUCAGAACUAGAUAGAUCACAAUUGACUUAGCUUCACAUAUUUUGAUUAUAUUUAUAUUCUUAAUUCUUAUUCUGAUCUUCCGCCACCUGAUGUCAUGUAUGAUGUAUGUUCACUGAAUGAAGAUUUAUUACACCAUAUUUAAAUAUAGUUAUAGACUAUUUCUAAAAAACAAAAGGUUUUUUAUGCAAAGAAUUUGAAAGAAGAGAUGAGAUGCCAUGAAAUCAUUUGCCUUUGCAUGUUUAUUAAAGUUGUCUGAAUUAGGGUUCAGGUUAGGUUUAGGGAUAUAUUUAGGGUUCAGGUUAGGUUUAGGCUUUAGGGAUACAUUUAUUUAGAUUUAGUGUCAGAAUUAACUGGUCUUGUCAACCAAGAUGGCAGCCAUGGGAAAGCAACAUGGCAUCGCUUCUUUGCAUUUACCUUUUUUUUCUGUAGAACUCAGCAUUACAAUACUAUACUUUCUUUCAUACCCUGAUAAAAAUUAUUUUAGGCACUUUGGUAUUAUCCGGAAACAUCAGAAAAUGAAUUAUCCUAAUUUUGAGUUCAAAAUGGUGACCUCCACUUUUUAAUUUACCGAUGGCGCUGUUGUUUCACUUCAUGUAGUAGAUUUUUAGCUCAAUAUAAGUACAAAGUGUCUACACAUCAGGCCCGCUGGACACAUAGUGUAGGAGAUAUGCGUCGGGCGGGCAUGUCAACUGACCGCUGGACGACUAGUAGGCGUUAUUAUUCCGGCAGGUAAUGUGACAAGUGGUCGCUGGCUAAAUAGUUGCAUUGCAUUUGAUAUUCCGAUCCCUAGAUAAGAAAUAAACGCUGAACAUGUUAAUAUAUUCAAAUGCUCUGAGUUAAAUAAAGUGUUUGCCUUUCAAUCUUAAACUAGUCGGCCAAUAUACUAAUUAGUAGUACAAGUACUUGUAAAGCUCUACCUUGAAGCCUAAAUUUAAAAUAUGAACCAAAUAAAAUAAGACCAGUAGACUUCAAUAGACCUAUACCCUUUGUCAAUAAAGUUGUAUUUCAGGAUUAAUAUUUAAUAUUGCAUGACAAGUAGGCUAGGCUACCACUUUAUCGGCCCUAUAUUAAGAUGUAGAGUGUCACAAAUGACUCGGGUGGGGGUAUAGGACAGAGCUUAGUAGUUAUCAGUGCGUAAUGAUGCUGUUUUGUUUGGGUUUUCCCCAUGGGCCGCACCACGUUAGCUGGAUAUUGAAUGAGCUGUGGGGGGCACUUCCGGGAAGAGAGGGAGAGAGAGAGGAUAUUAAAGGCGUUUGAAAAGGUUAUAUUUUCUUCAAUAGAUUUAGAUUUAAUUGUUGUUACAUCAAGAAAUGAAUACAUAUAUAUAAUUCAUACACCUGGAGUUGGAGUUUUUACGUUGUGCUUCUGUCUGUCCCAACGCCUAGACACCCACAAUAUAAUCACAGAGAGGAGCGGUCCUAUACUAACCAAUACUAUAUUAAUAUAGUUUGUUAUAUGUCAGGACCGGAGCCCUCCUCCGCAACAACCGUUCUGUGACAUCUGGGGGCUCAGUCCGGGGUCUAGGCAUCAGGAGAUAGACAGGGCUGACGUAAUAGAGUAAGAGGACAGAAGUCAAACAGAAGGUGUCUUGGGAAAGAUGACGCCAUUGCAGUGCAGACAAAUGGAGGAUAGAAGACCAGCAGGGUACCAUCAAGUAAGGCAGUGGAAUGCAUCACUCUGCUACAGGUGCCAUCGGACAGGGCACAUUGCAAGGUACUGUACUAACGCACGACGGUGCCACAGAUGCUACUCAACUGGUCAUCUGGCACGAGAUUGCUGCAACGAGCGCCGGUGUUUUCGUUGCUAUGCAACUGGACACCUGGCCAGGGACUGCGACCGACCACGUGUCUGUUUUACCUGCCUACGCCCAGGCCACACCACCGUGACGUGUCGAUUUCAGGGUCGGUGCUACAAGUGUCACCAACAGGGGCACGUGUCAAGGAAUUGCCCAAUUGUCCGUGACAAGGGAGAUGGAAAUUCUAGUUGUAGAGAGGUGAAAACGGCAUCCACGUGUUUCAGAUUAGGACAGGAAAAGAAGUGUGUAGAGAAGAAAGGGAAGUUAUUAGUAAGGAAAAAGAAUAAUAGGACACGUGUGAUCAAGAACUGUGAAGAGAACAGAAGUAAUAGUGAAGAUGAGAUUUUUAUAGGAGGAAUUUCGAAUGGCAUCGGAGUAAAGGAAAGUGUCUAUGGAUUAGUUGAAGAUAAAAGAGUUCAAGUGUUUAGACAUUAUCUGUGUGGUGACAUAGUGGUCAGGAAGGACUUGGUAGAUGACAGCAAGUUGACAGGAGAGAGGUGCACGAUCGUAUUGAUGAAUGAUGCAAGGCUAAAAGGAGGGAAGGCAAUAGUAACAAUCAGUACUCCAUAUGUUUCUGGAAAGGUUCUAGCAGUGUGCAUUCCCGACAUUGUCUAUGACAUCAUAGUUGGACAAGUAGUUUAGGACUCAAUGUUUUUAUGUGUGAGUGAUUACAGUUUGGAGGUAGCUUAGGUAGACGGAGAUAGAGUGUUUAGUUUAGUAUGAGAAUAAUUUUCAUCGCUUCAUCAAGGACACUUCCUGUAAGAGACAUGAGGCAUGCUUUUAAGACUUUAGUAUCUUUAGUUAAUUUAGUUGUGCUAUCUUUAUUUGAUUUCAGACUCGUAAUUUUUUUUAAACUUGUAUAAUUUAAAUAAUGCUGGUAAUGGGUAUAAUCAUGUGUUUUUAACACUUGUUGGGUUGGGUUAAACAUAUUAAAUGAAUCACAUAUGCGGGUCGCAGCCCCUGUGCUAUUGGCAGUGAAGGGUUUUGCUUGAACAGGGCAUUGAACAUUGAAGGAGACAGUGUACGUGGGCUUAUUAUGCUUCAGUUGUGUUUUUGAUUAUUAAUGACAUAAUAACAGGGAUGUUGUUAGGGAAAUCAACUGUACUCAUCUACUUCAGACCGUGCAGGGCACAUGAUGGGCUGCGUGUAAACGAUGUUUAGAGUGUCAAAGAUAAUGUGUUAUUAGUAUUGUUGUGUUUGAUAAUUUGAUAUUAUUAGAUGUAUGACUAGUCUACACUUAGAGAUGUGUGAGACAGCAUUAGAGUUAGAGAUAGUCUGCACUUAGUGAUGGUGUUAGACAGUACUAAAUGGAGAGUUAGUUGUAUAGCAUAAGUUGAAUGGUAAGCCUACACUACGUAAUUUGUUGAAUAGGGUGGGAUGACAGCUACAACCUGCACUGGGCAAUGUGUAGAGUAGCAUGAGAUGGUCAGCUAUAGCCUGCACUGGGUAAUCUGCAGGACAGCUUGGUUAGGUCAGCUAUUUCCCACACUGGGUAAUGUGUGGGGUAGCAUGGGUAGGGCAGCUAUAGUUUACACUAUGUGUGUGAGGUAGAAAUAGGUAUCAUUCAACCUGAUUAGUGGAUCGUGGAAUCAGAGAAGGUGAUUAAGACUUAAGGGAUAAGUCUAGUUGAUAGUAUGACGUUAGUCUAAGUUAUUGUGCUAGACACAUAUAUUCUGAUGAUGGAUAGAAUAUGGUACCUUAAGGGGUGUAAUAAAGAAACAUAUUGUCAAAGAGUCACUAAGGAUAAUUGUGGUCUCUGAUUACAAACAGGGUUCUGAGAUUGAUAUAUUUAAAUGAAAGAUCAAAAUGUUUAGAUACGUUGUUUUUUUGUUUAGUAUUUUAGGGUAAAAUGUUCGCGUUGUUGAAGACGAUGAUUAAUUUUGUUGCUUAUUAUUGACAUAAGCAUGAUUUUUUUGUGUUGCUAUUUUUUAAAAUUUUGAUUGAAAAAGUGAAGAUGAGAAUAGGUGACAAUAGAAUUAGUGAAGCAUAGAGUAAGAGCUGGACCCAGUGUUAUGUACAGAAAUAUAGUUUGGUCAUUUGUGGAGUUUUUGAAAUUUGUCAAUGUAUUAAAAAAUUUCUUGAAGGGGGGACAUAUGUCACAAAUGACUCGGGUGGGGGUAUAGGACAGAGCUUAGUAGUUAUCAGUGCGUAAUGAUGCUGUUUUGUUUGGGUUUUCCCCAUGGGCCGCACCACGUUAGCUGGAUAUUGAAUGAGCUGUGGGGGGCACUUCCGGGAAGAGAGGGAGAGAGAGAGGAUAUUAAAGGCGUUUGAAAAGGUUAUAUUUUCUUCAAUAGAUUUAGAUUUAAUUGUUGUUACAUCAAGAAAUGAAUACAUAUAUAUAAUUCAUACACCUGGAGUUGGAGUUUUUACGUUGUGCUUCUGUCUGUCCCAACGCCUAGACACCCACAAUAUAAUCACAGAGAGGAGCGGUCCUAUACUAACCAAUACUAUAUUAAUAUAGUUUGUUAUAUGUCAGGACCGGAGCCCUCCUCCGCAACAACCGAUCUGUGACAUAGAGUAUAUUUCUUCGUGAACUAUCGGACUCCCCGCCUUAAACUUUAUUAUUUAUCACCCUCAGUAUUAUUCUUUUAGCAUUCGUAUUUCUUAUUACCGUUUUUCUCUCUCCCUCUUAGCAUUGCUUCCUUCUAGCAUGCAUUAUUGCUUAACCUUCACUUAAUCCUCAAAUACCCAAGUAUUUUUUUCUAUCAUUUGUUUGCAACAUACUCAGUAAAUUACUUGGUGGAAAAAUAGAUUUUAAAAUUAACAAUAGUUUUGAAUCAUUCCCGAUCACGUGACAAGGCAGACGAACAAAUAUCUCGCGCCACUUUGUUACGGCGGUCAUGUGACUUGGUUGCCGGACAAAUAUCUCGAUAAAGUAUUCUUCCGCCGGUCAUGUGACUGGUUCGCCAGACAAAUAGUGCAGACAAACUUUGCAAGAAGAAAUAGCAAACAAAAAAUAAACAAGAUCCCAUUAGGAUGCCGAUCCCAUUAGUAUCCGGUUUCACGGUGGGAUCCUCUUCUCCAAUGGUGUCCCAUUUCCUGUUGAAUCCUGAUCCCGGUUUGAUCAUGUUACCUGAUUAGAUCGCGUACCGUUGGGUUUAACUUACUGCUAGAUCUCGUUAACUUUACGAUAAGCUUUUAUAUCCCUUUCUAUAUCCCCGUAGAACUAUAUAGAAAUUUCUGGAACAUUCUAGAUUAAAUUUAAUAACCUCCUUGAAACGUGUAAACAAUAAUUUUCUAAGUAAUUAUUAUUUGAACUCGAAAAAUUAUACAACUAAAUGCACUGCUAUUGCUAUAAUACAUUUAAGCUAAAUGAGGGAGCCGGGGUGCAUUUCAUAAUUUUAAUGAAUCAGUUUUGCCUGAGAUGGGGAACCCCAUAGAAAUCAUUCAGAUAAAUUACAGAGUUAAAAUUAAAAGUUAAAAUUUGUCCGAUCAAAAUCAGUUUAAAAAUACCAUAGAUAUAGCUUUUUAAAGUUAUCGAACUAUCUAGAAAAUUCUAGAUUGGAUAUUCUUAGUUUUCAAUCCACCGAUAUUUCAAUACAGACAAUGAAGUGUAUUGCUACCAUGCUAGACCUUUAUCCAUCAAUUCACCUAUAGUGUUGUCUAAGCCUAUUGAUAUUUAUAUAGCUUAUAUUAGGAAAAAUAAAAGGGGCCCCCUGCGUUAGAGGGAUGGAUAUUAUGAGUUCAGUACCCUUUGGUAUUUGAGUAUUGAUAAUCAAGUGUAUGUGUAAUGACUUUAGUCAAUAUCCAUCCAUUCAUGUAGGAGUAGGAGUACUUAUUUGUCAAUUUAUUUAUAUAGCUCAUAAAAGAAAAGAACGAAUUCGGGGCGGUAUGUUAUAAAAAGGUCACAAGCCUUUAUGAGUUCCUUCUGGAUAACAAUGUGUGCCAAGUUUGGUCAACAUCCAUCAAUCCAUUUAAAAGUCUUUGUGGAAGAAAGCCACAAACAAACUAUUUUCACUUUUAUAUAUUUAUAUGUGAUAUGAUUUUUUUUUAAUGAAGUACCUCCAUUUAUUAAUUCACAUCAUGUACAUAAAGAAAUUUCAAGCAAUGUUAAUAUAUGUCAGCCAUUUUGGUUUUCCGUUAUCUCGAUCAUCGGUUAUCUCGACGCUUUUUGGCAAACCCUGAGGCCGUCGAGUUCUACUGUAUUUAAUUUUCCGCAGAGAAAAGGAAAUAUUACGCACCAAAUGCAGUUGCAUUAUUUCCAAAGGAAAAAAAAUAAUCUUUUAGCAUGCUGGUAGUUAUCUGGAAUUCUAUUUUGCUUGCGUCCGACAACAAUGCCAUUUCCCAUAUCCAAAUAUACAUCACAAAAUAAAAAGCACAUAGCAAAAGCUACCAAAUAUGCUGAAUUGGAAGCAGCAAGCUUAUUAGGAAGCAGCCCGAAAUGGAAGUAGUCCACCAGAUGGAUAAUAUAUGUAUAAGAGAUUUAAUCACAUACUGAUAUCUCAAUAUUCCACAAGAGAAUUAUAUUAUAACUAAGGCUUAACUGGGUACAGUUUUUUACACCCAAACCAGUUAUUUUGAGAAAAUACCUGGUGGGUCCAAGUGUUAACAAAAAAGUUAACUUCUUAUUUUCUAUAAUAUAUGCCAGCCAUUACAUAAUAUGCCUACAGACAGUCCUUCACCCUACCUGCCCGCCUUUAAAGAAUAUGCCUACAGACAGUCCUACACCCUACCUGCCAACCUUUAAACAAUAGGCUUAUAGACAGUCCUACACCCUACCUGCCCGCCUUUAAACAGUAGUCCUACAGAGAGACCUUUACCAUACCAGUGGUUCUGUAUUGAUUAAUAUAAUACUCACCUCUCCCCCCAAGAAAAAAUUCAACAUUUACCCGAGUUCAACUGUCACGCAUAAAACUCACUGCGUGACACCAGAAACAAAAUAUAUAAGAGAUCCUCAAAUAAAAAAACACAUUUUCUGGCACAAUAAUCCAAGAUUUACUAAAGAACAAUCUUCUUAAUAAUUUUUAUUUGAUUUACCUCAAGCAAAUGUCUAGAACUUAUUUUAAUUUCUUUCAACCGCCAAAGAUUAUUCAAACAAACAAAACAUAUUGAUUACUAACUUAAAAUGACAUACUAAUUUUUUUGUCAUGUUCAUAUGGGACCAAAUAUAUAAAUUUAUGGUGCAAUAAUAAGUAUUAUCCUCAAUAUUAACUAAAUGAAUCAAUUAAGCCCUGUAUAAUUUGUUUAUACUUAUAAAAGUUGCCAGGAAAUUUUGAAAUGAAUCAAAUAAAGCCUAAAGAAUAUCAUUACCGGACUAUUAUUUUGUGGAAAUUUAAGCAAAUAUAUAUUUUACAAAAUCAAUUAAUUAAGUUUUUAUGUCAGCUAAUUUAAUACAUUUUUAAUAAAGAAAAUUAUGAGUUUUGUUCAAUAUUGGGGAAUAUUAACAAUAUCCAAAUUGAUAUCUUAUGGUUUAUUUAGUUAAACUCAUUUCUUACUAUAGUCUCUGUAAAUAUUAUAUUUUAUCUCAUUUUAUAAUAAAGUUAUAGGUUUAAAAAAGGCAAAGUAAGGGUCACAAAAUGUGGAGGAAAAUUCCAUAGUAAAAAAGAUUUUUUGAGGUCUGUAAAAAAAAAAUCAUAACUUUACAACCACUUGUGCUAGAAAAUGGAUAUUGGUGUUUUUGUCAACUAUUAUCUAGGCUCUAUACAGCUGUAUUAUUUUUAUAUAUUUUUAAAAAAGUUUUGAAAUUUUCACCAAACAUCCUAAUUAUAUGAAUUUGUGGCAAAUUUAAGCAAUCAGCACCACUCAUUUUGCACUACUUUUUUCCCCCCACGGCUGCCUUCUUUGUUGCCAUAAUGUUAGAUGUUUUACUGCAACAAAGGUGCCUGGUAUGUUAAAAAAAAAAGGAUUGCAAAACAUGUCUAAAAAAAGGGGGGGGGGGGGGAGGAGGAGGGAGAGCAUAGGUUGUUUUAAUUACUUACCAAGAGAAUAAAAAAAAAAUUAGGAAAAGCACAUUAAAAUUUAAUGUAAUAAGUUUUUUUAGAAAAAACUUCAAUCCUAAAAUCUAUAAAUCUACCUAACCUGAAUGCUAAGUCAGUAUCCCUAACUUAAUUGUAAAUUUCCCCCUAAAUUUUGUCCCCCCUAACUUGAGCAUAAAUCUUCAAACCUAACAUCUAGGACCUAGCGCCUAACAUGAACCGUAAAACCACAUGUUGGUGUGCUGCAGUUAAACACUGUAUUGCAUUGAGAAAAUCUUACACUUGAAUACAAAGAUUAAAAGUAUUUUAAAAAUAUUUUAUAACAUCUCUAUUGCAGGUUCCAUCAAAAAUAAAAUCCAAAAGAUGAAAGAAAAAUCCAAAUCCAUUUCCAAAAUGCCAACUAAAUAACCUCUGUACUAUAGCCUCGUUUUUGAAGUUUUAUAAUUAACCACCCAAUAAAAUAUUAAUUUUCAAAAGCCAUCAGUCAAAAAGAAUCUAUUGGCGUAUUAAUAUUUAAAAUAAAAAGGCUAACCCUCCAAGAAUAAACAAAGGGGAGAAAAUCCUACACACAAACUCAAAAUGGUGCGGAUUUAUUGUCCUAAAUUGACAGAAUAUGUAUUUAUUGCCCAGAUUUAAGUAGGCCAACUUCAUCAAUAAAGUUAGUAUAUGGAAAUCGAUCAUGGCCACUUUAUUAAUCACUGAUCACCAUAAGAGGCUUAUACAUGAACUAGUAUUUUUAUUUUGGCAUCCGUCCAUCCCAUUGUGAAGAUGGACUAGACUUCGCAGUAUGAAAAUUAAAGUAUAAUGAAGUAUAAAGGUUACCGAAAAAUUUUUGAAAAGAAAUUUCAUCGACAGAAAAUUGAUCAACGGAAGAUUGACUGAACAGAAGUUUGGUAGAACUGAAGUUUGGUAGAAUUUUAUUUUCAGUUCACACUAUCUUUUGGAGUGCACUAUACUAUAUAGUACAACAAAUUAAUGCGUUCAAAAAGAACCCUGAUUUUUUAGGGGAUUCUUUAAGUUUAUUUUUGUUAUGAAUGUGGGAAAAUUAGUACUGGUCAGCUGGUUCAGAAUCUGUAGUCCCCCCUUUAAAUCUGUAGUCUUUAGAUCUGUUGUGUCCCCUUGUUGCCUGCCCAUGGAUUCUUUAACCUCUUUUGUUGUAAACAAUCUGUGAGAUUUUGUCCAGAAGUUAAUAAAUAUGUUAAACUACUGCUCUGGCAAAUCGGAAAAGCUCUCUUAGAAUGUUAAUGAAGUUAUGGAGAAUCUCACAGAUGCAUCUUUCAAAAUCAGUUUGAGAGUCAACGAAUUGUAAGAAAAUUUGAAGCAACUUGAAAAUCUAAAAAAGGAUAUUUAUUUUAUGAAAAGUUCAGAUUGCGAGGAAGCAUUAUUUGAUACAAUUUUGUACAUACUGGUGUUGAUUUAUUUAUUUUCAUGUGUAAUGUUCUGUAAUGUUUUUACUAUUUCUUAUGCUUGUCACUUUUAGUAUUCUAUAUGUUGUUACUUUUACUAUUUCUGUAUGUUUUUACUUUUCAUUACUAUUUCUGUAAUUUUGUUACUGUUACUAUUUUUCUUUAUGUUGUUACUUUUACUAUUUCUGUAAUUUUGUUUCUUCUACUAUUUCUGUAAUGUUGUUACUGUUUCUGUAAUGUUACUUUUACUAUUUCAUACUUGAAUUAGUUCCCGAUUAUUUAGUACGAUAGAGAAACAAACCAAUUAAUUCAUUAUGUAAAUAAGCGUCAGUGUAGUUUCUUUGAAAAUUUUUUAAAUUUCAAAAGUAGAUAAACAUAUUAUUUUUUUUCUUCCAGCUCAGCAGAUUUUCUCUCAUGACCAACAGAGUGUGCAAGUCCCUCUUGCAACCUUCAGCUUGUUGCACCUUAGGCAGCACUAACACUACACUAAUCAAUACAGCGGUUCCUGCCAGGGGCAAGUGCUUUGACCAUCACUUCCUGAACCGUUGGAUGGCACGAGAUUAUAAGAGGAGGGUGCUGUGCAAAGAACACUUCCCUGUUAGGCAGCGUCUGAUUGCCAUCAAGAGGUGUUCUGUGCUUCCCAAGGAAAUACAGGUGCUCAUUUUCAUUGGAUGCUUGGAUUAAUGUUGUGGCCUUAAUCAAACUAUAACAGUUAAAUGUGAUACCUGCUAAUGUUGUGGCCUUAAUCAAACUAUAACAGUUAUAUGUGAUACCUGCUAAUGUUGUGGCCUUAAUCAAACUAUAACAGUUAAAUGUGAUACCUGCUAAUGUUGUGACCUUAAUCAAACGGUUACUGGAAAUUUGAUCGAAAGAAAUUUCGUCGACAGUAAAUUGAUCAACGGUAAUUUGAUCGAAUGGAAAUUUGGUCGAAAAUAUUUUUCAGUUCACACGUUAAAAUUUUCGCCAAAUUUCUUUUUCAACGCACUAUACUAUGAAGUAAAACAAAAUAAUGCGUUCAAAAUGAAAUUUGAAGCAAAAUUUUAACGUAAAAACUGAAAAAUCGAUUAGACCUAAUUUUCGUUGGAUCAAUUUACCAUCGGCGAAAUUUCUUUCGAUCGAAUUUCCGGAUACGUAAUCAAACUAUAACAAUUAAAUGUGAUACCUGCUAAUGUUGUGGCCUUAAUCAAACUAUAGCAGCUAAAUGUGAAACCUGCUUCUUAAAAAAAAAACAACCAAUUACUUAUAAAUGGAAUUAUAAAUAUUUGGUUAAAUUUACUGUUUUAUUUGAAAUCUAUUUAUAUAUCUAAGCAUAUUAAAAAAUUUUUUUUAACAAUUGUUGACGGAGAAAACGAAUCAACAUCUAAGAAUUAUGUAUGUUGUUUUUAUUUAGGCGAUUGCUAGAUUAGAAUGUUUUUAAUGUGUUUGAUCUCCUGGCUCAAUCAAACAGUUUUUGUCUUAACCCAGUGGUUCUCAACCUUCCUAAUGCUGCGACCCUUUAAUACAGUUCCUAAUGUUGCGGCGACCACCAGCCACAAAAUUACUUUCGUUGCCACUUCAUAACUGAGAGCAUAUGUGUUUUCAAAUGGGCGACCCCUGUGAAAGGGUUGUGCGACCCACAAAGGGGUGGCAACCCACAGGUUGAGAACCGAUGUCUUAACCAUAGUGAGUUUUGUGGAGGAGGGGAGAAGGGGGGGCGGGGAGCAUGACAUCAUUGGAUUUGAAAUACUGGUAUAGAUCUAGUUAUAUAAAGCACAAGAUGGGACUAACAUACUAACAUUUAAAAAAAAGCAUUAUCAUGGAUUUGAUCUAUAACAUCACAUGGUGUUUCAAAUGAAAUUAUUUGAAAAAUUCUGAAACAUUAAGAAUCAAAUUAGAAAAUAAUUUUGUUAAAACUUUUGUACCAUUUUUGUGGGCCCAUUUUGUUUCUAAUAUGAACUGUUUUUUUGUUAUCUUUGACAGGAAGUUGCAAGUCAUGAAUUGACAACUUUUCCAAGAGACUCGAACCCCAGCCGUAUCGUCAACCGUUGUAUUUUGACAUCCCGACCCCGGUGGGUCAUCUGGAGGUUCAGGCUAAGCAGAAUUCAGUGGCGAUUGUUGGCAGAUUACAAUAAAAUGAGUGGCGUUAUGAGGGCGAAGUGGUAGUUUGUAAUGGAUAGCUAAUGAAUGAACUUUUACAAGUGAACUCUAACAAUAGGGGAGAAUGAUGUGCUAUUAAACAUAUUGCCUUGCCGUCUGUUGAGUGUUUCUGGUGACAAGGUUUGAUCAAUCUGAUCAGUUUACGAUUAAUUGUGUUGAGUGAUAAAAAAAAUAUAUAUUUUAUUAUAUUUCAUUGGAGAAGUUUUUGAGAUUUCUUCAAGUGAAGUUUUCAUUCCAUGAUUGUUUCCUGGAAACAUUGCACCUGUUAGUGAACUAUAUCUCAUCUGUUAGUGAACUAUAACUCACCUGUUAGUCGGCUAAAUAUUUACCUUUUAAUCAGCCCAGUUUGAUAAAAUGGAAAUUCCAAUGAAAACUCCAACCCAAAAUUGUGGUGUAAGAAAUCAUAACAUUUUGAGUUUCAGUGCGAAAAAGUUCUCAUUUUAUUUCAUCAAACUUGUGGAUUGAGCUGCCACCUAGCAAUAAUAUGUUCACUUUACUAAGGUUUUUUCCAAUUUAGACUUAGUGUAAAUGUAUUUGAGUUUGCAUUUCCAAGACAUGAAAUAUAUAGAUAGCAUAGGGGGAUUCUCUGAUGAUUAUAAUGUGUCACCUAAGAGGAUGAGCUUAGGAUGAGUCUGAUCUUUUUACAUGAACAGACCUCUUGUCUCUUUUAAGGCAUUGCUGUUGGUGAGGAAAUGAUAAAAAUAUAGAACGCAUUUCAUAACUUUGUUUUAAGAACCUCCAUUGUGAUGUUUGUUUGAAUCAUGGUUCAUUUCUAAAUAUGCCUGAUAACUGACUGAGGUUUAACAGGUUGUUUAAGGUGAGACAGAAGGAAUGCAUUUCUAAAUGAAAAACAGAGGAACUCGAAGCAUUUCUGUUUUAUUAUAUUGUGCCCACUGUUAACAAAUUAAAACUGAGAACGUUCUAUUGUUA